Messenger RNA from Panicum virgatum (switchgrass), 537 nucleotides. RefSeq lists its product as uncharacterized. NCBI's taxonomy places the organism in Eukaryota, Viridiplantae, Streptophyta, Magnoliopsida, Poales, Poaceae. The transcript is spliced from 2 exons. Gene Ontology annotation, molecular function: protein binding. The record is from RefSeq and is a predicted model, not a curated record. Gene Ontology annotation, biological process: protein ubiquitination. Bases 1 to 537 code for a protein of 178 amino acids.
AUGAGCCCAUUGGCCGGCGGCCACACCUGGAAGAUCUGCUGCUACCUGGACGGGGCGCACAAGGAGGACGCCGGCUUCAUCUCGCUGUACCUGUCCCUCGCCGACCCCGGGACGAGCGCCGCCGUCCAUGCCGAUGUCGAGUUCGAGCUGGUCGACCAAUGGCCGCUGCUGCCGCUCUGGUGCCGGCACCGGAAGCGCUUGCAGGUUUCCCCCUUCCAGCCGGGCAAGUCCUGGGGCUUCCCCAGGUUCAUCGGCGCCGGUGCCCUCGAAGGCGGCGGCUCCAGGUCCCUGAAGGGCGACUGCUUCGCCAUCCGGUGCAAGGUCACCGUCGUCGAGGAGCAGGGCGCCAAGGAGGAGGAGGUGCAGGCGGAGGACAUGGAGAGGAUAGGUGUGGUCUGCCUGUGCAUGGACGGCUCGUGCAGCAAGCUCCACAGCGCGAGGCCGGCCCAGACCUUCCCCGAGGGAAAAAAAAUUAGGUACAGCAGGGCUGUAAACCUGUGCCCUUACAGUCCCAUUGAAGCGCAUCUAGGCCGAUAG